GUAAAAACCCAAAAAAACACCAAACCCUUUUCUCGUCUCUCAUUGCUCUCUCUUAAACCCCAAACCCCACAAACACAAACACAGACGCAGAGAUUCACACAAAGAGACAGACGGAACCUCAAAAACUCUCCAACAAUGAAAAAACCCAAAUCCAAACAAUUCCGCAACAAACUCCGCGUCUCAGAAAGAGAAACAAUCAAGCUCCUCGACUCAUGGAUCCAAUCCCAAAAACCCGACUCCGGCUCCAACCCCAUGUCUCUGCCUCCGCUGCCUUCCAACUCACCUAUUGGCUGCCUCGGCGGCGACUCGUUCUCGCGCUACGCCGGUGCCACGCGGUUUGACCAGCUGCCCUUGUCGAAGAAAACCGUGGAUGGUCUUCGUGAUGCUGGGUAUGUCGAGAUGACCGAUGUUCAGAGGGCUACUCUGCCCCACGCGCUCUGCGGAAGGGACAUUCUGGGCGCCGCGAAAACCGGGUCUGGAAAGACUCUGGCUUUUGUUAUUCCGGUUCUGGAGAAGUUAUAUAGAGGGACAUGGGGACCUGAGGAUGGUGUUGGGAGCAUCAUUAUAUCUCCCACACGGGAAUUAGCAGGCCAACUUUUUGAUGUGUUAAAAACUGUAGGAAAGCGCCAUAAUUUUAGUGCUGGCCUUCUAAUUGGUGGUCGCAAGGAUAUUGACACAGAGAAGGAGCAUGUAAAUCGGCUCAAUAUUUUGGUUUGCACUCCUGGUCGGCUUCUUCAGCACAUGGAUGAGACUCCAAACUUUGAAUGUUCCCUGCUUCAGGUUUUGGUUCUUGAUGAGGCAGAUCGUAUUCUUGAUGUUGGAUUCAAGAAGGCUUUAAAUGCUAUCGUGUCACAACUACCUAAGAAUAGACAAACCUUGCUAUUCUCAGCAACUCAAACAAAGUCAGUUCAAGAUCUUGCAAGACUCAGUUUGAAGGACCCAGAGUAUCUCAGCGUGCAUGAGGAGUCUGUAACUUCCACUCCCAACCUCUUGCAGCAAACUGCAAUGGUUGUUCCUCUUGACCAAAAGUUAGAUAUGUUGUGGAGUUUCAUAAAGUCACAUCUUAAUUCAAAGAUCCUAGUGUUUCUUUCAAGCUGUAAACAGGUCAAAUUUGUCUAUGAAGCAUUUAAGAAACUGCGUCCUGGGAUACCCUUAAAGUGUCUUCAUGGGAGGAUGAAGCAGGGGAGAAGGAUGGGAAUAUAUUCAGAAUUCUGUGAGCAGCGUUCAGUUCUCUUCUCGACUGAUGUGGCCUCGAGAGGCCUUGAUUUUAACAAGGCAGUCGAUUGGGUUGUCCAGGUGGAUUGUCCAGAAGAUGUUAAAGCUUACAUACACAGAGCUGGUCGCACUGCUCGCUAUCAUUCUGGAGGGAGGUCUGUUUUAUUUCUGAUGCCCUCAGAAAUGAAAAUGCUUGAAAAAUUACAAGCACAAAAAGUACCCAUACAAUUUAUUAAGGCAAACAAAAAAAGACUACAACCUGUUUCUGGGCUGUUGUCAGCAUUACUAGUUAAGUAUCCAGAUAUGCAGUAUCAGGCCCAAAGAGCCUUUGUGACAUAUUUGCGGUCUAUUUAUAUUCAGAAGGAAAAAGAAAUUUUUGAUGUGACAAAACUGCCUAUUGAUGAAUUUUCAGUGUCAUUGGGUCUCCCAAUGACUCCGAAAAUCCGUUUCUUGAAGCAGAAAAACAAGUCAAAAACAGCAUCAGAGACAAUUUCUCUUCCUGCAUCUGAAAACUCUGACAGGGAGAAUCUGCUGGAGAUUCCCAAAGAGAUGCUAGAUAUCGGUGAUAUAGAUGAAGAGGAAAUGGACAAAGCUUUUCUUCUAAAGCAGGAUACACCAAAUGAGGAAGAGGAGAAAAUAAGUGAAAUCACAGAUGCUAGGCCUGCAACACGGAUUUCAAAGAAGAAGAAGUUAAAAAUAAAUAUCCACAGACCAAUGGGUACUAGGCUUGUUUAUGAUGAUGAAGGCAAUGCACUACCCCCACUUGCGAGGGUGGCUGAAAUAAAGAGUGGCAAUGAAUCAUUUGUGGUUGACCAAGGCAAAAAGAAUGAGUAUUAUAAUAAGAUGAGGGAAGAGAUGAAGCAGGUAGACAAAGAAGACAAACUACUAGAUCGCCAACGUCGCAGAGAGAAACGUAUCAAGCAGAAGAUGAAGUUGAAAAGAGGAAGCUUGGAAGAAGAGGAUGAUGAAGAACAUUCUGCAUCAGAAGAGGAAGCUACUAGAGACAGACCCCGUAAAAAGUCGAAGAAAUAUUACAAUAGUGACAGUGAUGAUGGUGAGAGAAAAGAAAAUAAGGACUCCUCCUCCUUGGCAGAACAAGAAGCACUAGCACUCAAGUUACUAAAUGCCAUGCACUCCUAACUUAUAGGAUAUGACAGCAUAAGGCUUUUUUCUUUUAUCCCCUCAUUUUUGGUUAGUAUAUGGGAGCUUAAGUAACGAGCCUGUUUGAGUAUGUCUGUCAGCUUCAAGCCUGAAAUUACUUUGGAUGAAAUAGAGUAUUGUGUUUUUGUC
Quercus robur (English oak) is the source of this 2505-nucleotide messenger RNA. RefSeq names its product DEAD-box ATP-dependent RNA helicase 32. Gene Ontology annotation, cellular component: nucleus. The transcript is spliced from 8 exons. The coding region runs from base 136 to 2355 and encodes 739 amino acids. The record is from RefSeq and is a predicted model, not a curated record. Lineage: Eukaryota; Viridiplantae; Streptophyta; Magnoliopsida; Fagales; Fagaceae. Gene Ontology annotation, molecular function: ATP binding; nucleic acid binding; RNA helicase activity. Gene Ontology annotation, biological process: rRNA processing.